Aedes albopictus (Asian tiger mosquito) is the source of this 2250-nucleotide messenger RNA. RefSeq names its product sterol carrier protein 2. The record is from RefSeq and is a predicted model, not a curated record. Gene Ontology annotation, molecular function: acyltransferase activity, transferring groups other than amino-acyl groups. The transcript is spliced from 5 exons. Lineage: Eukaryota; Metazoa; Arthropoda; Insecta; Diptera; Culicidae. Bases 446 to 2080 code for a protein of 544 amino acids.
CGACAGUGUUUGUGUUGUGCUUGCGCUAGACUGCUGCGGAGAGAGGUUUCUGUGCGCUGCGUAAUCAUUAUCUUUUUUGUACGUCGGUAUUCGAUUCAAUAAGAGUGCUUUCGUUCACUGUUUUACGCUAGAACUGGUGGUAAUUUUAAUUCAUUCCGUGUCUUGAUCUCGACCUGGUCGCACUCGUACGAGAGGUGGUUUCCCGCGACUGCUUUCCGUCCGCAAUUACUUGGUGGUGCAAUAAUUAGACUCGUCAUCGUCAUCGUCGCACGCAGAGAGUGAGAUCGGGGUUUUGUGAUUGUGCGGCCCAGUUCCGGAAGGUUUACGCAUCAGCAAAAUCCAGGACAAAAGUGAUAACGAGACGAAACGAUCGCAAUCAAUCGAACCAAGGCAGGGCUGAUCAUCAUUCGUGUAGAGCAACAACGAAGAAAGCAGCAGCAUCGAAAUGGGUGUACCGAAGGUCUACGUCGUCGGAGUCGGCAUGACCAAGUUCGAAAAACCCGGCCGCCGGGAGAACUUUGACUAUCCACAGAUGGCCAAGGAAGCCGUGACCAAGGCGCUGAACGAUGCCCGUAUUCAGUACAAGGAUGUUCAGCAGGCCACUGUGGGAUACGUCUAUGGUGACUCGACCUGUGGCCAGCGUGCUCUGUACGAAGUCGGAUUCACCGGAAUUCCGAUCUACAACGUGAACAACAACUGCUCGACGGGUUCUACAGCGCUUCUGUUGGCCAAGCAGCUGAUCGAAACCGGAAACAACGACUGCGUGCUGGCGCUCGGGUUCGAGAAAAUGGAACGAGGUUCGCUGACCUCGAAGUACAUGGAUCGGACCAAUCCGGUGGAGCUGUUGGUAUCUGCUAUGGCGGAGAAGCACGACAUCACGGGAGCUCCCAUCUCGGCGCAGCUGUUCGGCAACGCCGGGCUAGAGCACAUGCAAAAGUAUGGAACCAAGCCGGAACAUUUUGCGAAAAUUGCCUACAAAAAUCACAAACAUUCCACCAACAAUCCCUACUCGCAGUUCCAAGAUGAGUAUUCGUUCGAUCAGAUCGUCAAAUCAACGCAAGUGCACGAAUACCUGACGAAGUUGCAGUGUUGUCCCACGAGUGAUGGAGCCGCGUGCUGUAUUCUCGCCUCGGAAAGUUUCGUCAAACGACACGGACUAGAGGGACAAGCCGUCGAGAUUGUUGGUAUGGAAAUGUCCACCGAUCUGCCGUCAUCGUUUGGAGAGGGCAGUGCAAUGAAAAUCGUCGGUUACGACAUGACUCGUAACGCAGCCGAGAAGGUCUUCGCCAAGACGAACUUCAAACCCCAGGACGUCGAUGUGGUGGAACUGCAUGAUUGCUUCUCGGCGAACGAGUUGAUUACUUACGAGGCCCUGGGUCUCUGUCAGCCGGGCAAGGCCGCCGAGUUCAUCGACCGAGGGGACAACACCUACGGAGGUCGCGUAGUUGUGAACCCGAGUGGAGGUUUGAUCUCCAAGGGUCAUCCUUUGGGUGCCACUGGGCUGGCCCAGUGCAGCGAGCUAUGCUGGCAACUGCGAGGUGAAGCCGAUAAGCGUCAGGUUAAGGGGGCGAAGUUGGCUCUGCAGCACAACAUUGGUUUGGGAGGUGCGGCUGUGGUGGGUCUGUAUCGACUUGGAUUCCCGCAUGCCAAGAAAUCGGUCAACCUGAAUUUGACGUCGGCCGGCAAGCUGAAGGAUACGCCUGAAGGAUUUUUGGUGGCACCGUACAUGAAACUGCUCGAGGAAGCUAUGGCAGAUGAUAAGGACAACCUGAUCGAGAAGGUGCGGGGCAUCUACGGAUUUAAGGUUACCAAUGGACCAAGUGGAGCUGAAGGCUACUGGGUGAUCAACGCCAAGACCGGAAAGGGUUCGGUUACCUAUAAGGGAACAGAAAAACCCGACGUCACCUUCAUCAUCAACGACAUCGACGUGGUGGAUCUGAUUUCCGGCAAGCUGAAUCCCCAGAAAGCCUUCUUCCAGGGUAAGGUGAAAGUUCAGGGCAACAUGGGCCUGGCCAUGAAGCUGGUGGACCUGCAGAAGAGCGCCAAUUCCCGCAUCGAGGAGCUGCGGGCGAAGCUGUAAAAACUGUAACACAGUGCAAAGCUAGCUUAGGUUUUAAAAGAACUGUUUAGGAGUGGCAGUUUAUCAAUUAUUUUGGUUCCGUCGCGGCAUUUAAAAAAUGUGGUGAUUUAUUGUACACAAUAUUUUUACACGAAAUAAAAUUUACACUGGUGAUAGUUAACUAACUACAA